GCCCGCCUCCAGUUCUCCCGGGCGGCGGGACCGCGGCACGCGCUCCUGAUUGGCCCGCGCAGUGGCCGCACCGCCUCCAAGCGCCGCCUGCGGACAAAGAAAGGAAUAACGGGACUGUGGUCGCCGGCCGCCCCAGCCACGCAUCAUGCCCUACCUGCUCAUUAGCACCCAGAUCCGCAUGGAGGUGGGCCCCACCAUGGUGGGCGAUGAGCAUUCGGAUCCAGAGCUGAUGCAGCACCUGGGGGCCUCCAAGAGAAGUGUCCUGGGAAACAACUUUUAUGAAUACUAUGUCAACGACCCUCCUCGCAUAGUCCUGGACAAGCUGGAACUCAGGGGCUUCCGUGUGUUGAGCAUGACAGGGGUGGGCCAGACGCUGGUGUGGUGCCUGCACAAGGAAUGACCUGGCUGAGCUGACCUGUGGGCAGGGCAUCCAUUCUUUGGAGGACCUACCGUGUGCCCUGACCCCAAAUCCUUGCAACAUCGUCUGCCCUGCCUCUGUCUUUCCAAAUUGUCAGCUUCCUUGUCCAACACUGGCGGGCUGUGAACAGCCUGAGGGACCUUUCUCCAGUUGGUUGGGCACAGCAGACCUUUGCCCUGGUGCUUUCAGGCCCCUCCUCCCCCGGCUGUAGACCAUGUGCUGAAGGCAGGCUACCCAGAGGACACUCCCUGGAUCCUGCACAGCUAGUCCAAACCAAUAAAAGGCUCUCAUGAGUGGAUGUCCUUCA
Molecule: messenger RNA, 725 nt
Organism: Phodopus roborovskii (desert hamster)
Lineage: Eukaryota; Metazoa; Chordata; Mammalia; Rodentia; Cricetidae
Gene: Gchfr
Product: GTP cyclohydrolase I feedback regulator
Exons: 3
Coding region: 146-400 (84 amino acids)
Biological process (GO): negative regulation of biosynthetic process
Cellular component (GO): cytoplasm; nucleus
Molecular function (GO): GTP cyclohydrolase binding
Source: RefSeq, a predicted model, not a curated record